UGAAAAAUCGACUCACACUUUCUAUUGUAAACAAAAAUGUAGGUACAUAGUGUGUGUGUUGAUACGAUCAAAAGAGAGGAAGAUAGGUGAAACUAAAGAUUACUGAGGUUUAAUUCGGAAAAUAACUAUGGCAUUAAAGUUGAUCACGAAGCAACUACAAGAUUUGUACCGAGACAUUCCUGACGAGUACGGUCUGUCGGCUGGUCCACUGGAGGAUGACAUGUUACACUGGCAAGCAGCCAUACCAGGCCCGGAAAAUAGCCCGUAUGCCGGAGGAACGUUUUGUUUGCAAAUCACAUUUACAACAGAUUAUCCCUUCAAAGCACCUAAGAUUAAGUUCGGUACAGAGAUAUUUCAUCCAAACGUGGAGAAAGAUGGCAAGAUUUGUAUGGAUUUUCUACAAACGGAGUGGAAGCCGUCGUUUUCCAUUGGUUACAUCCUAAUGGCUAUCUCGUCCCUGAUGCACACACCAAACAUAGAGAACCCUGCUGACCAGGAUGUCGCCAACAUGUACCUCAAUAACCAGGAGGAGUUCGUGAGGAUAGCCACGGAGUGGACACGCACAUACGCGAUCAGGACGACACAGGAAUGCCGGCCAGUUACAGUACCAGCAGUUACUGAGGCGUUGUAACGUCCUCAGACAAUGUUAUUAAAUCAGUUUUAUGAUGGAUAAAAUUCAGGCGGAUUUAUCGUCUUUUUAUGGUCGCUUUUAAGAUUAUAUUACACAAUCUUUUUAACAUUUUGCUCAAUCGGAUGUUUUCUUUUAUCAUUAACCUUUAUAUUUACAGAACGUUAUUUUUGGUGUACAGUGCAUUUCAGAUGAGGCAAAUACACGACUUCACUUAUCGAUGUGAUACAAUGUGGAGUCUGUUCUGUGUGUAAGCAAUGUUGGUUUCCAUAUGUGUAAUAACUAAGAAAUAACGACCAAGACGGCAACGUACUUUUAACUUUUUACAACUUACUUUUUAUAUUGAUUUGUAAUAAAACUGCUAAAUCCAACCAGUUUAAGUACGGUAUCAACAUAAUGUAAAGUGUUGAGGAUAUAAAACCUACAAUUUUUAUGAUAAAAAGAUAACUGCUAUGAAGGUGUUAUUGUGUGACGUAGGAGUAUGUGUGUAGUUAUAAAGCUGAACACGGUUGUUUAUCUGGAGUGUUAGCAUUAUUGGAUCUUUACCAUUGUCCAUUAACACUAAAAGUUCGUUAGAGUCAAUAUCUACUAAUAACUGGUCAGAUUCAGUCAAAUCAAGCAAGUAAAAACGUAUGAAUUUUGUCGACAAAACAGGUUUGUUGCUACAUUAACUCUUCAUAUUGAUAAACAACGAAUUUUGCCAAAGUCGCGUGGUUUCAAACAAAACACUUGUUGAAUAAAUAACAAUGGCUCGCGCCGCAUGUGGUUCUUACAUCAGUUCAUACUCUAAACAUCUAACCAUGCAAUGUUUACAAUAAAGUUUUCAUGUUAAAUUGUCACAUGUUAAACCGAAACUCAACAGUAACGGAAAAGGGACCUGAUUUUGAAAGCAGAACAGUUGAAGAAUCAAAAUGAGAUGACCUAUGAUUCAUUCCCAACCGGGAUUGCUGUAACUUUGUAAAUUAACUACAUGUUCAUUCCGUGUGUACUUGAGACACUAUGGGAGACAAAUAUACAAUAUAUGGUAUGGUAUUCAAGAGGCAUCCAUUUAAUCAUUCACGUUAUUUAUAUAUAAAUGGGAAAGUAAUGGCUGUAAAAUAUAUAUGUAGUCUAUCUGGUGCCCACUAGGUCAGUUUAUUUUUAUUAAUGUUUUAUUUAUUUAUUCUUUCGAUAGAUUAUUAUUUUACGUUUAUGCUUACAAGUCAUGAAGUUCUUGUUUAUAUCAAGUCAUUAUGUGAUAUUUUUAGUAUACUUAUAUUGAUCUAUAUAGACGGCUUCUGUCAGUAUUAUUCCUUUUAGUGUAAACAGUAUUUACUUUUCAAAAUGACGCUUUAAUUAUUACAUAAAUUACGUGAUGGAUCAGAGGAUUUAAGAAACAUGUAAAUCUGCCUCGUCAAAAUUUUAAUUGAACUUUACAUGUAUACGUAGCUUCUACCAGGUUUCAUCUUCCUUAUUUUUACUAUUACUUUGUAAUUUAUUUAACGUUUAAUUGACGCGGAAUUGCUUUGUAGGUUUUUGUAUAAAUGUUUAUUACUACAAUAUGUGUAUACUACCUUAUGGUUUCAUAUAUAAAGAUAUAUAACGUUAUGUACUGUACUUAUAUGCAUACAUAUGCUAGUUAUAUAUUGUAUAAUAACACAAAUGUAUUUUGAUAUUAAUAAACAGUUUACUCCAUAUAUAUUGUAUAAUAAAAGUCAAAAGAUUGAAGAUAUGUUCCGAAACAUACAUCGAAAUACAAAACAUGGGAAAUGUGCCUGUAAAAACAGAUACUUAUUUUAAGAUUAGUACUUAAUUUGAACCCUGCCAAAUGAAUUCCAGCUUAAAGGUUAAGACCAACCUAGGGAACAAAAAGUGAACUAGCAAAGUCAGACACCAUGCAUGUGAGGUCAAAUAAUCGCUAGAACGACGAAAGUCUAAUUAAACCAUUGUAAGACGACGGAUCCAAAAAUAGAAAGCAUCCAAACCUAGGAAAUAAACUCUUAAACCACGGACUUAGAUAACUAAUCUAAUUCCGUGCUUAAACUGACCAGAUUUUGGUGUUUGCAUCGCCGUUAUGAUGUUGUGCCGAGUGACUUUAUUUAUGGUGUGGACCAAUGUCACGUGAUCUUAUACGCCGAAAUACGUUUGUGAUCCAUCAUUGAUAUGCUACAUACAAUCAAGUAUGCGAGGGUUAUAAACUAUUCAAAACAA
Molecule: messenger RNA, 2818 nt
Organism: Mizuhopecten yessoensis (Yesso scallop)
Lineage: Eukaryota; Metazoa; Mollusca; Bivalvia; Pectinida; Pectinidae
Product: ubiquitin-conjugating enzyme E2 D2-like
Exons: 6
Coding region: 128-631 (167 amino acids)
Source: RefSeq, a predicted model, not a curated record